This is a messenger RNA of Acaulospora morrowiae, 392 nucleotides long. The record is from the annotation of a GenBank genome assembly. NCBI's taxonomy places the organism in Eukaryota, Fungi, Glomeromycota, Glomeromycetes, Diversisporales, Acaulosporaceae.
UUGGGUCGAUUGAGGGGAUUGUUGAAUCUUCUGGAUUAAGCAAAACCUUCAUCGGUAUAGUUUUGCUGCCUGUUAUUGGUAAUGCUGCCGAGUUUACGACGUCUAUUAAUGCCGCAGCAAGAAAUAAGAUGGAUUUUGCUGUCAAAAUUGCUGCUGGUAGUUCAAUGCAAAUUGCCCUUUUUAUUACGCCAUCCCUCGUAUUGUUUGGGUGGAUAAUAGGACAGGAUUUUACCUUACACUUCCAGUUAUUCGAAACUGUUGUUUUCUUUAUUUCGGUUUUGAUAACGAACUAUCUCAUUUUGGAUGGGAAAUCUAAUUGGUUGGAAGGUGCCAUGUUGCUAGCCACAUACGCCAUCAUAUCUUUAUCUUUCUUUCAUUAUCCCACUAAAUGA